This is a messenger RNA of Sinocyclocheilus grahami, 1751 nucleotides long. RefSeq names its product E3 ubiquitin-protein ligase MARCH11-like. Gene Ontology annotation, biological process: protein ubiquitination. The transcript is spliced from 4 exons. Gene Ontology annotation, molecular function: ubiquitin-protein transferase activity; zinc ion binding. Lineage: Eukaryota; Metazoa; Chordata; Actinopteri; Cypriniformes; Cyprinidae. The record is from RefSeq and is a predicted model, not a curated record. The coding region runs from base 21 to 1034 and encodes 337 amino acids.
CAUUCCCAGUGCCGUCAUUCAUGGAUGUGCACGCAGAGGCGGGUCCGUUGCACGUGCAGACGGUGGAUGAGCCACCGGGAGGCGCCACCGUUACCGCCGCCGCCGCAGAGUUUCAGGUCCAAACGGUGCUGGAGAGCGAUGGCGAGCUCAGCGAGGAUGACCUGCAGUCGGGCGCUGGAGCUCAAACACCGGCAGCGGGUGAUCCGAUCACAGAGAUCGAGAGCGAGGAGGGUGCGCGGCCAGGGACGGACACACCGGCCGAGGACAUCGUCGGGCAGCGCGCGGGGAAAACGGAAACGGUGGGCUCCAGUUGCAGCAGCGAGAGCUGCAUCCCGACUCCAGGCUGUCGGAUCUGCUUUCAAGGAGCCGAGCAGGGGGAGCUGCUGAGCCCGUGCCGUUGUGCCGGAUCUGUCCGACAUGCUCAUCAGCAGUGUCUGCUCAAGUGGAUCAGUGAGAAGGGCUCCUGGAGCUGUGAACUCUGCAACUAUAGAUUCAACAUCCUGCCUAUACAUAUCAAACCACCACAACAGUGGCAGACUGUCACCAUGACUCUGGUGGAGAAAGUUCAGGUUAUUGCAGUGUUGCUGGGUGGCAUCUUUCUGUUGGCCAGUGUAUCAUGGCUGCUGUGGUCAGCACUGAGCCCAGAGGCACUAUGGCAACGCAGUGACAUCCUGUUCCAGAUCUGUUACGGCAUGUAUGCAGUCAUGGACCUUGUGUGUAUCGGUCUGAUUGUUCAUGAAGGUGGUGCUGUGUACAAUGUGCUGAUGCGCUGGCGAGCUGUUAAUCUCUUCUGGGACGUCCAGAACUACGAUAAAAGCCGAGACCUGGAGAACAUACACAGCCCGCACCGUAACCUGUGGCUGCCUCUCACACACACACAUACAGUCUCCAACACACACUCACAAACCACCCGACUGGAGUCAUCGCCUCGAUGCCCCCUUCGCCUCCUCUCCAUGUGCCUGAACGUGACCUCUGACCUCUCCCCGCAGGAGCAAGACUCAGGCGAGCUGGUCGUUAGGGUCACGUCAGUUUGACACCAAAUUAAAGUCAUUUAGGGAGCAAUCAAACCUUUGUGGGAGUGGCUAACUAGUGGGAGGAGCCUCAGUGUUGGGAGGAGCCUUACUAGAAAACCACUUUAGAAGAUACACAAACUGAAUUGAAUACAGAAUUAUGUUGUACUGCAAACUGAACAGGUGUUUCCAGCCUGAAGUUCAGCCUUUGAGAAUCAAAGUAAGACUGCAAAGCUCUCCGCACAAACACAGACUUAUAACGAAAUUAUAAUGCACACAAAAUGUAUUACUGCUGUUAGAUGAAUGAAUUAACUGUUUUUAUGUUCAGGUUUUUAAUAAUUUCAGUACUGAUAAACUACAGCUUAUCACAGCUUCUGUUCAUUAUGCUUCAUCUGCCAUAAUGUAGAGGUACCACAGUUACAGGCCUUUUCACAUUAAGCUGCAUUUCCACUAUCUCAGACUCAGACAUACGCGUGCGAUCGUUACAUUUUGCCCCUUGUGGCAGCCGCAUGGUAUUUUCAAAUUGGUUGUGAAGCAGCAGUUACCCUUUGCUUAUUCACCAUGGUAAAAAAAAAUAAAUGAAUGCAUAUCCAUACAAAACAAAUGAGCACCGAUAACGACAACGCUGCUGCAAACAUUGAUUUCACAAGUAGGUAGUAUAGAAAAUUUGCAAAGGGGUAGCAAAAGUCAUUGAGAAAAUGUAAAAAAAAUUUAAUACCAAAAAAUUAUUUAGGUUUAUGA